AUGAGCAUUUGGGAAGCUGGAGAACGGGAGUUGCUGGGCGAAGCGACUGGGAACGAUACGAGGAUGGCUUUUGGAGGUGCUUUCCCUGAUCCCACUGAAGAUUGGCUGACAAUUCAGAAUGAUCGCAAAAGCACAUUGUCUUCUAUCUGCCUGAAGAACAACCUUCUUAAGUUAAGAAGCAAGUUGGAUUCUCGUGUUGCAAACCAGCUCUUUGUGGAGCACAAACAUAAGUUUAUCUACUGUGAGGUGCCCAAGGUAGGCUGCUCCAACUGGAAGAGAACGAUUUUUCUCCUCCAAGCAGACUUGAAUGCGGAAGCAUCUGAAAUUGAACAUGACCAUAUCCACCAAACCUCGCUGAUCAAAAAGCUGGCGGCUUACCCUCCUGCCAUACAAAAGGAGUUUCUGAGCAAUUACACCAAAGUGAUGUUCACCAGACAUCCCUUGGAAAGGCUAGUUUCAGCCUACAGAGACAAACUUCUGCACUCUGAGCCGUUCUACAGCAUCACUAUUGCUAAUGAGAUUAGGGCAAUGUUCAGAAAAAACAAGAAUUCUUCUGAAAAAGUGAGUUUCCAGGAGUUUGUCAACUUCAUUAUAGCAAAGCCGCCAAAUAGUCUUGACAUUCACUGGAAACCAAUGUUUCUGCUCUGUGAUCCUUGCAACAUUCACUAUGAUAUUCUGGGUAAGUACGAAACUCUCGCAUUAGAUUCUGAGCACGUUCUAAAGGUCAUUGGAGCACCAGAGAGCCUGCACUACCCCAGCUUGAAGAGGUAUGGCUCAGAGAAACGAACUAAUGGUGACAUCACCUUGGAGUACCUCAGACAAUUGAACUCGGAACAAAUUGAGAAGAUCAAAAAAUUGUAUCAGAUGGAUUUUUUCUUGUUCAACUACACUACAAAAUACGAGGAUUAUUUUUCCCUGAAUGACUAA
Molecule: messenger RNA, 927 nt
Organism: Apaloderma vittatum (bar-tailed trogon)
Lineage: Eukaryota; Metazoa; Chordata; Aves; Trogoniformes; Trogonidae
Product: carbohydrate sulfotransferase 8-like
Exons: 2
Coding region: 1-927 (308 amino acids)
Biological process (GO): carbohydrate biosynthetic process; proteoglycan biosynthetic process
Cellular component (GO): membrane
Molecular function (GO): sulfotransferase activity
Source: RefSeq, a predicted model, not a curated record